AUGUCGCUCUUGGGGACACUCAACCCGAAUCCCUCUCGAUCUCAGUCUGUGGUCAGUCACAAUACAGUGCUAUCCUCGGGCGAGCAAGAUCUCAACAUGAUCCACGACCCAGAAAAGGACGAGGAUGAAGAUACUAUGCAUGAGGAAGAAAACAGAGAGGCACUGGUUGGUCGACUAGCGCGACAGCUCACCCGGCAAUCGACUCGAUUCUCUGUGAACGGUGUAUUAGACAAUCCGUUCACCAAUGGAGAUUCUGAAUCGACACUCAAUCCUAACAGCCCCAACUUUAAGGUACGGGACUGGAUGAAGAUGUUGCUGGCCAUCCGGUCUCGCAACCCCGACAAAUACCCAGACCGGAACGCUGGUAUUGCAUUCCAGAAUUUGAGUGUCCAUGGAUUUGGAUCCCCCACCGACUAUCAGAAAGACGUCCUAAACUCGGUGCUGGAGCUUGGGACCAUGGUCCGCCGACUGGCUGGCCUGAAACUUCAAAAGAUUCAGAUCCUGCGUGACUUCGAUGGUCUUGUAAGGAGCGGAGAAACACUGGUGGUUCUGGGAAAGCCAGGUAGUGGGUGUUCAACUCUACUCAAAACCAUUGCCGGUGAAAUGAAUGGCAUUGAGAUGUCGGAGGAGUCGAUGCUCAACUAUCAGGGUAUCCCUGCAAGCGAAAUGCAAAAUUCCUUCAAAGGCGAAGCGAUCUACGCAGCAGAGACUGACGUCCACUUCCCCCAGCUCUCCGUUGGCGACACCCUCAUGUUUGCGGCUUUAGCCAGAGCCCCCCGAAACCGUCUUGAAGGGGUGGGAAACAAGCAAUAUGCCGAACAUAUGAGAGACGUGGUCAUGGCAAUGCUUGGUCUUUCUCAUACAAUAAACACCCGGGUUGGAAAUGACUUCAUCCGUGGUGUUAGUGGAGGCGAGAGGAAACGCGUUAGUAUUGCAGAGGCAACUCUCAGUCAGAGCCCCUUGCAGUGCUGGGACAAUAGCACAAGAGGCCUUGAUAGUGCCAAUGCGCUCGAGUUCUGCCGAAAUCUCGCUCUUAUGAGUAAAUACUCGGGAACCACAGCUUGCGUUGCUAUCUACCAGGCUUCGCAGAACGCCUACGAUGUCUUCGAUAAGGUAACAUUACUUUAUGAAGGAAGGCAAAUCUACUUUGGGCGGACCACCGAGGCUAGGAAAUACUUUGAAGACAUGGGCUAUGAGUGCCCAGAGCGUCAAACCACGGCAGACUUCUUGACGUCGAUCACCAGUGCUGCGGAACGUGUGGUUCGGAGUGGAUUUGAAGGCCGCGUUCCUCGCACUCCUGAUGAAUUUGCGGCAGCAUGGAAGGGAAGCGAAACACGUGCUAAGCUACUCCUUGAAAUCAAGGAGUAUGAGGCAAGUUACCCCAUAAAAGGUAGCUCCUAUGAUGCAUUUGUCGAUGCUCGACGGGCUAUCCAGGACAAGCGCCAGAGGGUUAAUUCACCUUAUACCAUUUCGAUUUGGAACCAGAUUUCCCUCUGUGUGACCCGCGGCUUCCAGCGCCUUCGAGGAGACUAUAGCUUGACAGCGACAGCUUUGGUUGGCAACUUUAUAAUGGCUUUGAUUAUUGGAUCGGUCUUUGUGAACCUUCCUAAGGAUACUUCUAGCUUCUAUGCUCGGGGAGCUCUUUUGUUCUUUGCCGUCCUCCUCAACGCCUUCUCCAGUGCAUUGGAAAUCCUGACCCUAUACGCCCAACGCCCGAUUGUUGAGAAACAAGCCAGAUACGCCUUCUAUCACCCUUUUGCAGAGGCACUUGCAUCGAUGCUCUGCGAUACGCCAUAUAAACUGAUCAACUCAUUUACCUUCAACAUACCAUUGUACUUUAUGACCGACUUGCGUCGCGAAGGUGGAGCGUUCUUUACCUUUUGGCUGUUCUCGAUCAUGACUACGUUCACAAUGUCAAUGAUAUUCAGAACCAUUGCGGGAACUUCUCGAUCUCUCUCCCAGGCAUUGGUCCCAGCCGCCAUUUUGAUUUUGGGUAUGGUCAUCUACACUGGCUUCGUCAUUCCCACCCGAAAUAUGCUUGGGUGGUCUCGCUGGAUGAAUUACAUCAAUCCAGUUGCCUACGCGUUUGAAAGUUUUAUGGUCAAUGAAUUCCAUGAUCGAUACUUUGAAUGUGCUGCUGUUGUUCCCUCUGGUGGUCAAUACGAGAGUGUCUCCAUGGAUCAUCGCAUCUGCUCAACCGUCGGUGCCCAGUCAGGCUCCACAAGUGUGUCUGGAUCUUUGUAUCUCAGCCAGAGCUUCGGGUAUCUGAAGAAAAAUCUGUGGAGGAACCUUGGAAUUCUCUUUGCCUUCCUGAUAUUCUUCAUGUUCACUUAUCUUCUCGCCACCGAGUAUAUCUCCGAAAAAAAGUCCAAAGGCGAAGUGCUUCUGUUCCGCCGAGGUCAUCAGCCAAAACUUGCUGGGGAGAGUGAUUUAGAGGUAUCCUCGCAACCUUCUGCAGUCGCCAAGACAGAUGAGUCCCCUCCCCAAGCGACCGCAAUUCAGCGGCAAACCGCGAUCUUCCACUGGCAGGAUGUGUGUUACGAUAUCAAGAUUAAAGGAGAACCGAGAAGAAUUUUGGACAAUGUUGACGGCUGGGUCAAGCCUGGGACCUGUACCGCAUUGAUGGGUGUCUCUGGGGCUGGAAAAACGACUUUGCUUGACGUGCUCGCAACCCGAGUCACAAUGGGUGUUGUCACUGGUGAAAUGCUCGUCGACGGACAUCCUACUGAUCAAUCCUUCCAACGAAAAACUGGAUAUGUUCAACAGCAGGACUUGCACUUGUCUACGUCGACAGUUCGGGAAGCCUUGGUGUUUAGCGCCUUGCUACGUCAACCUGCCACAGUUAGUCGACAGGAAAAGAUAGACUAUGCCGACGAGGUCAUCAAGCUUCUUGGUAUGGAGGCGUACGCCGAUGCUAUCGUUGGUGUCCCAGGUGAGGGAUUGAACGUUGAACAGCGGAAAAGAUUGACGAUAGGUGUGGAGCUUGCCGCAAAACCCCAGCUCUUACUAUUCCUUGAUGAACCUACGAGUGGUUUGGAUAGUCAAACUUCUUGGUCCAUUCUUGACCUCAUCGACACGCUCACAAAGCACGGACAAGCAAUUCUCUGCACAAUCCACCAACCUUCGGCGAUGUUGUUCCAGCGAUUCGACCGCCUUCUUUUCUUAGCUAAAGGGGGUAGAACGAUUUAUUUUGGUGAGAUUGGCGAAAACUCGUCCACUUUGUCGAACUAUUUCGAACGGAAUGGUGCUCACCAUCUGACCCCUGGAGAAAAUCCCGCAGAAUGGAUGUUGGAUGUUAUUGGUGCAGCACCGGGUACGCACAGCCAAAUUGAAUGGCCAAAGGUCUGGCGGGAGAGUCCGGAGUAUGAAAAGGUGAAAGAACACCUCUCGGAGCUGAAAUCUACCUUGUCUUCCAGCUCAAACGGUGAUUCUUCGCCUGACGCAUUCCGGGAAUUUGCUGCACCUUUCUACAUCCAGUUGUGGGAAUGUCUUCUACGUGUGUUUGCACAAUACUUCCGAACGCCCACUUACAUCUGGUCAAAAGCUGCCCUUUGCAUUAUCACAUCGCUAUAUAUUGGAUUCUCCUUUUUCCGGGCCAAGAAUUCCAUCCAAGGCCUCCAGAACCAGAUGUUUAGUGUGUUUAUGUUGAUGACAAUUUUUGGCAAUUUGGUGCAGCAGAUCAUGCCAAACUUUGUUACGCAACGUUCUCUUUACGAGGUGCGAGAGCGUCCGUCCAAGGCGUACAGCUGGAAGGCGUUCAUGAUCUCGAAUAUCCUGGUGGAAUUGCCAUGGAACACACUUAUGUCGGUCUUGAUAUUUGUGUGCUGGUAUUAUCCAAUUGGCUUGAAUAGGAAUGCAGAGCCGGAUAAUGCAGUGAGCGAACGAGGAGCCCUUAUGUUCCUACUGAUCUGGACAUUCUUGUUAUUCACCUCGACCUUUGCGCACAUGGUGAUCGCAGGAAUUGAACUGGCCGAGACUGGUGGAAAUAUUGCGACACUGUUAUUCUCCCUGUGCUUGAUCUUCUGUGGUGUUCUCGCCACCAAGGAGGCCCUACCUGGAUUUUGGAUCUUCAUGUACCGUGUUUCGCCAUUUACCUACUUGGUUUCAGCGAUGCUUUCGACAGGUGUUUCGGGUGCUGAUGCAUUCUGUGAGGCAGUCGAGUUCCUAAAGUUCGACCCUCCAGACAACCAAACUUGCCAAGACUACAUGGGUCCCUUCAUCAAAAUGACUGGGACCGGAUACCUGAAAGACCCUCAGGCUACAUCUGACUGCUCUUUCUGCACUGUCAGCAAAACGAAUACAUACCUUGCGCAAAUCUCCAGCGAUUUUGCUGAUGCUUGGCGGAACUUUGGCCUGAUGUGGGUGUAUAUCGCGUUCAAUAUCUUUGGCGCGUUGUUCAUCUACUGGCUUGCUCGCGUUCCAAAGGGGAAGAAGGUAUCAAAGCGUACCUAG
This is a messenger RNA of Penicillium coprophilum, 4452 nucleotides long. Its product is annotated as pleiotropic drug resistance family ABC transporter. The record is from RefSeq and is a predicted model, not a curated record. Gene Ontology annotation, biological process: transmembrane transport. Gene Ontology annotation, cellular component: membrane. Lineage: Eukaryota; Fungi; Ascomycota; Eurotiomycetes; Eurotiales; Aspergillaceae. Gene Ontology annotation, molecular function: ABC-type transporter activity; ATP binding; ATP hydrolysis activity. The coding region runs from base 1 to 4452 and encodes 1483 amino acids. The transcript has 2 exons.